UGAACCAGCCCUUCUUGCUUUCUUUCACUGCUCCCUGAGGAGUUCUUGGGACUACGGAGUAAAGUUUUAUUUAGUAUUGCGUGUGGGUAUAGCAUAGUGAGAUUUACAAAUAUUUGUUCAGACAGCCAGGUAACGGUGAAUAUUGCUAGGGAGACAAAAAAGUUGGCCAUAACUAGCAAAACGAAACUUUAUCCCCCGUCACCUCUUGGAAAAAAAAGCGGGCAUUCGUUUGUGUGAAUAACAGAAAGAUUUAUUUUUCCUUUUUAAAAAUGGAUUUACGGAUUGUGGUACCGUUCGUGUUGGUUGUUUUUAAUCUAGGUUUAAUCGUGGGACAGACUGUCGCGCCUGGUUCAGCUUGUUCAGUUCACAGUAACACCAGUUGUGAAGUCUGCCUGAAGAAUGUUUCGUGUUUAUGGUGCAACUCAAACAAGAAGUGUAUCGAUUACCCAGUGAGGACGAUCCUUCCUCCCAGGUCUCUGUGUGAGCUGCCCUCUGCCAGAUGGGGAGUCUGCUGGGUGGAUUUCCAGGCUUUGAUCAUCGCCAUGUCUGUGAUAUUAGGAGCUCUUCUGCUUGCUGUUCUCAUUUGCUGCUGUUGCUGCUGCAGGAAAAAGAAGGUUAGAGGACCAGAUAAAACUGAGGAAAAAAUCAACCGUCAGAAUGAACAGAGGAAGAUCCGCCAGGAGGAAAGGAAAGCUGAGAUGAGGGUCAGACAUGAUGAAAUCAGAAACAAGUAUGGAUUGGCUAAGGAGAACCCUUACUCCAAGUUUGAGAACAAUUAACUCCACUUGGUCAACAGCCAGAAAACUUCAUAAUCCUUUUUUCCAAACCAGUGACUUUUUAAUAAGCUAUUUCUCCCACAAACCAGAACUUGCCAUCCUCGGUAUUGCUAGUUCUAAAUUUCUACAUCCACUUUAAGUAAAUAAAGCGGGGAUGGUUGAGGUGGUGGUGUACGAUGGAAAUUAAUUUCCAGCAUGAAAUAUUUCAGUGUUUAUCUUUGACAUAGUUCACCAGUUUUAUACUGGAUAGCUAAGGUUUUUUUUUGUUAAUGGCUUGUCACAAGUGCCAGCCCUUAGAAUUAAAUAUGUUUUUGCUGCCUUGUGCUAAAAAGCAAGGUAGCGAUACUGUAGCUUACACUUGUUUUAAAUGUUUUUCUUGGGUAAGAUUUAAAACAUUUAUUAUAACCAGAUAAGCAUUUAAAGUAGUGUACAAUAUUUUAGAAUUCUAUACAUGACUGCAAAAGAGUGGAAGAGAUUAAAGAACGUAAAAAUCCAUAACACAAUCUGCAAGAGAUAAACCGUGGCUUUAAGAAAAUAGAGGCGCUUCUACUGGAGCAGGACACCAGGGUGAUUAUGAAACACCAAAGGCAAUUCCUUGUAUAUAAAAAGUGUAAACCUGCACUAGGUUUCUAGUAUGCUAUUAACAAGAUAAUAUGGACCUGCUGAUAUAAAACUUCUGUUUUUAAAGGAAGAAAUAGCUAAAGUCACUGUAUCUGGGGUUUUUCUUUUUUUUCAUACUUCCCAUAAAUAUAAUUUCAAAAUCAUGUUUGAAUCCUUUUUUUUUUUUUUUUAAACUAUUUUUUGCCAUUGGGAUAAGGUGAAAAAAGUUGUAAUGCUAAUAUUAAAAAACAAACAAAAAAACCCAAAACAUUCUCUUAUAUCUUUCUGUAGGCUGGUUUGAGAAUAAUGAAACUCGGUAUGUAAACUGCUGCAUCCUGGUACCACAGGGGAAGAAAUGUUAAUGUGGAUUUUGACUGAUCGUUGGCUUUCAUUUGCUGUUGCACCACUUACAGUAAAACAAUGGUGUUUGGUAGCAGCAAAAGCAAUAGUCACUGAGUUUAUAAGGAAAAAACAGUUGUAAUUCUUCAUAAUAGCCUAGGCCAUAUUGUAUAAGCUAUCCAAACUAUAAAUGGGGAAACAGUGUUCAUUUAAAAUGUUGUUGCAGAACAUUAUGUUUAUUUGAUGAUAACCAUACUGUUAUUUCCUUUUGAUUUAGUUGUAAAGUAAAACAAAUGUUGUGGGUUGUUUUAAGUUUGAAAGCAUAGCAGUAUCAGCAGUAAGCCAGAAAUAUAUUGUAACACAUUUAAAAUAGUUAUGUGAAACAUCAUCAGAAAAGCUGUUAUUUCUACAGUGGUCCUAUUGAAUUCAUUAGGAAGCUGUGAAUGUACUAUUCUUAUUUAUCUUCAUGGAAAGAAGGCAUACUAUUGAAAUGCAUAUGCAUUUGUUACAGGAAUCUGUUUUACAAUAGCCAAGCAUGUAUUAUUGUUCAACUGUUGGAACCUUUUUUAAGCCUUUUCAAGGAAUGAUAACCAUUAGCACUAGCAAGUGCAACAAUAGCCAUUUAUGCUAAUUUAUGCAGAUUUUAGAAAAACUAAAGCAGCGCUAUAGAUUAACAGACCUAAACACUUACCUGUGCAGUAGGGCAGCACAGGAGACAUUAGCUUGAACCUUGGUAAUCUUCUAAUUAUUAUUUAGCUUUUAUCCAAAGGGAUUUACAGGCGCUAGGGGGUGAACUAUGCAUCAACAACUGCUGCUGCAGAGUCACUUACAAUAGGACAUCGGUUUUACGUCUCAUCC
Polyodon spathula (Mississippi paddlefish) is the source of this 2573-nucleotide messenger RNA. It is a transcript of the gene pttg1ipb, whose product is annotated as PTTG1 interacting protein b. The record is from RefSeq and is a predicted model, not a curated record. Bases 270 to 779 code for a protein of 169 amino acids. The transcript has 7 exons. NCBI's taxonomy places the organism in Eukaryota, Metazoa, Chordata, Actinopteri, Acipenseriformes, Polyodontidae. Gene Ontology annotation, cellular component: nucleus; cytoplasm. Gene Ontology annotation, biological process: protein import into nucleus.